Molecule: messenger RNA, 1074 nt
Organism: Branchiostoma floridae (Florida lancelet)
Lineage: Eukaryota; Metazoa; Chordata; Leptocardii; Amphioxiformes; Branchiostomatidae
Exons: 4
Coding region: 182-637 (151 amino acids)
Source: RefSeq, a predicted model, not a curated record
UCCGGGUUUCUCUCCUGGCACCAAACGGUCUCCAAGGAAAGCCAGAAGCUCUCACCCGCUCCAAUAGUUCCCUCGGUAAAGACUGUAGCUUUGUAUCCACGGAUAGCGCGGGAGUUAAACAAGUUCAUCAGCUGCUACGUCGCACAAUUCGUACAGUUCCUGUUUUUACAAGUAGAUCCACAUGUCACAAAUGGGAGCCCUAAAAACCAUCGCCACCGCCGUCUGCCUGUCCGCCAUCUUGAUCCUCCUCAUCAAGCCUGCCAUUGCCGGCAGCAGCUUCACCACCAACCCCGACAUCUUCGAGGAGGACCCGAGCCGGCGCACCCUGCCGCCCCUGGCGGACUGGGAGACCGCCAUAGCCGACCUGGUGUCCCGCUACCGGCACUUGAUCCUGGAGAUCCUCGGCGACACGUCCAGCAGCCCCGCCACACAGGAGAGAAGAUCCACGGUAGCUCCGAGUGCAGCUGCCGCCGCUGCAUCCGAAACAGAAAUGUCACAUAGUCAACUCCGGAAUGUGGUAAACAGGUACCGUCAGCUCAUCCUGGGGUUUUUACGGCGGGAGGAGGCAACAGACAGGGCAGCCCAACACAACGUCAGCCGGCCGCCCACGGCUACUGGGACGACGGGAGAACAAUGAUGAAUGCCGCCUAUGACUGAGCUGAAACUUCGUGAUCUGAGAACAGCAAGAAGACCGGAGAAUAUUCCCCCCAAAACGGACAUGUUGGCAAGCUGUAAACAGGAGAUUGUUAUUGAAGAUAUCGUUGAAAUAAAAUUCUUGCAAUGCUUUUCGAUUUGAUCUAAAAAAAUUGAGCUUUCUAACGCUAUUUUUGUCAUUUAAUCAAGACAGAUAUUGGCCUGUAUUCUUCAAUAACAUGUCAUUUUCACUUUCUCGAUUAUUCAGCCCCACCUAGUCAAAUAUAAGAUUGAAUAUAAGAAAGAACUUGGAAGGCCAUUGUCAACUUCAUACAUGUAUCUUAUGUUAGGAUAAUGACUGAACAUCUCAACUGAGGUGAACCAUGACGCGUUUCUAGUGUAAGUUUAAAGGGAACUUAAGAAAUAAAAACUACUCCAGCA